Messenger RNA from Bursaphelenchus okinawaensis, 3866 nucleotides. The record is from the annotation of a GenBank genome assembly. NCBI's taxonomy places the organism in Eukaryota, Metazoa, Nematoda, Chromadorea, Rhabditida, Aphelenchoididae.
AUGGUGCCAAAAAAGAGUGGCAUUUCAGGAUCAUCACAGGUAAGAUAGCCUCAUUGGGGUACCGUAAUUUUUCUUAGGGUACAGUAGGAAAGUUUUAAGGUCUUAUAGUCUUUAGAGAAGGCCAGUUCUACUCACGUACUGUAACUUUUACUAGAGUACAGUAGGAAAGUUUUUAGAGUACAGUAGUAAAAUUGAAAGACCUGAUAUUGGAGUACUGUAACUUUUCAACACUUUUUUGUUAUUAAGCCUACUGUAACAUACCAAAAUCAAAUCGAACGCUAAAAGUGCAAUUUCUUUUAAAAUUUAAUUAGUUUUGUCACAAAUUUGAACUACGAUUUCCGAAAACAAUAGUAACCUGUGGUAUGUUGGUUAUUUACACCCACCAACAUGUGUAAUAUGUUGGCGCAAUUAAGUUCAGUUUUUGAUGCCUAAAUUCGUGGAACUGGCCUGUCACAAUUCAAUUACCAAAGUGACAUAUUACAACUCUUUUCGACACACUUUUAACCCAAUUUCAAUAAUUCGAAAUCGGGUUUUAGGUAUAGUUAGGGGUGUGAGAAGUGGGGCAAUGAUGAGGUCUUGUAGGUAAUGAGCUGUUAUUAGAGCUGGUAGGUAUUGGGAUAUGACUGUCAUUGGUUUUAGACCAUAAAAUGAGACUUUUUGUAAGUUGUCAGAUGAAAAUGUUACCUAAAAGGCUAUUUUUCAUACCAAAACUACAUCAUUUAGUACUAAAAUACAACUUUAUAGUAAUAUUAGUACUAGCACAAUACACAGAUUAUUAUUAGCAUCAUACUAAUACUAUUACAAAGUUUAGUUCCUAUCUUUUUGUUACCUAAAAAUCUAGUUUUUAUACCAGUACCACAUCAUUUAGUACUAAAAUACAACUUUACAGUACUAUUAGUACUAACAUGAUAAUAAUACUAGUACUAGAGUGAUACUAAUCUUAUUACGAAGUUCAUUUCCCACCUUUUUGUUACCUAAAAAUAACUUUUUUAACACUUUUACCCGUAAAUAAAUGACAAGACCCUCAAUAACAAGGUAGUUAUUGUAGUUUGAUAACUUUGUUUUACGUAUUAUGUUUACACAUACGUCAAAAUAAUACCUUAAUUAGUCUCAGUAGGCUUUAAAAAACUUUUGGCUAGUCUAAUAUUAUCUAUUCUAUUAAACUUUGGUUUAGAUUUUGUCGGCAAUUAGAGGGCGCUUAAAUAGAACAAGGUUUAUAUUGUUGGUAUAGGGCAUUUGAUGAGGUAAAAUACGACUUUUAGUAACGAAAAAAACAAUCUUAAAUUAAAUAAAAUUUUUUUUUAAUUAAAAAUUACUUUAAAAUGGCAAUAUAUUGUAGUAUACUUACUAUAAUAAGUUUACAAUAAUAGUAAAUCUACGAUAACAUGUCUAAAAAAGGAAAUCUGCUAUAAUAUGCCCCAUUUCCAGGCCAUCAUCAACUUUUGUAUUGAGAACGCGAAAGGUGACGUUGCUUCCAGAGUUGUGACCAGAAUGGCGAACAAACGUGAGGAUUUCAACCAAUUCUUGUCCAGUCUUAGCAACGAACAGUUCAACACAAUCGUCGGGUCUCUACGCGAAUACUUCCAAAACGUCGUCCAGAACCUACAGUCUUCAGAUAAAGUCAGUUCCGCUGAAUUUUUAAUCAGAAUUCGUUAAAAUAAGUUUAAAAGAGUAGUUGAAAUACCUUGUUUUUGGUUUUUUCAUAGGUUGUUUGCGAAGAAACUUAUAGAAAAACCUAAAAUAAGGCCCAAGAAAUUUUAAAAAACGGUUUUUUACAAACUUUCCAACCGAAAUUUUAAGUUUUUAAACUAGUUUUUGAUUCUUUUUUAACAUUUUUUAACAAACCUACUUUAUAGAUAAAAGAAAUCUCAGUGCAAUACGGAGCAGAUCAGGUACCAAGACGGGCAUGGGGCUUCAAGGCCGAUUACUUUGCAGUUAUGGCCAGUGCCCUAACGACAGAAUGCGUAUUUUUGGAUGGUGCACAACAUCAGGUACUUUUAAAUCGAUUUAUAUGAUAUAUAUCAAACUGAGCUUACUUUUGAUGUAUCUUAGCUUAUGUUUGAUAUAAAUAUAUUAGGUUCAGUUUGAUGUAUAUAAUAUAGUAAUAAGUUUUGAUAUAUUAGGUUGUUCAAAUAGUUCUGUGUCGCUAACCUCCAAAAAAUGCUUUGAAAAAGAGCACAGAAGUCUUCGAGCAACCUGAUAUAUAAGGAUGCUUUCUUCUGCACGGUGCAAUUCCUUAUGUUAUUGCACCGUGCAGUCCUUUUUCCUUUGCACCGUGCAGUCUCUUUUCCUCUGCACAGUGCAGUCUUUAAAACAAAAAUUUUUCAAACUUUUUUAUAUUGUAUGAUUGAUUAUAUGAUAUAUUUUUAGCCCACAGAAGCCAUUGAAGCCUGGUCAGAGCUAGCAGAACUCAUGUUCAGUAACAUUAGGGAUGGAUAUUAUCAACGAGUAAGUUUUCUCAUUUUUUUUGUUUUGAACAUGAAAAAAACAAAAUUUUCUAUAAAAUACUAGGUUUAAAGUUAGCUUUGGGUCAUAAAAUGUCAUUCCUUUUUAAAAUUUUACAAAACUAGGCCUAAAACUACCGUUAUCUUUUUUGUGUUCCAAGUACAAUAUUAUGCAAAAUCCAAAUUUUCUGUAGCCAAAUGUGUCACGAUGACCUUCGCCUGAGGCGUAAAUAUUUACCGUAAAACAAAUUAAUAAGAAUUAGGAAAAUAAAUUAGGACUCCUAAUCCUAUUUAUUCAUACCUCACAUAAGCCGGAUGUUCUCACGGCUGUAAAAAUCGCUACGUAACCGUGGCACGGCAUUGAAAACGGCACGGAAACAGGACUGUUUGAAGCCAUUACGUGCCGUUUUUGGGGUUUUAAAGUUUACAAUCGAACAAAAUGUUCGAGGAAAUUUGUAAAAAUUGAUUAAUUUUGGAUAUUAUGGUAGGGAAAGGGGAUGUUACACUCGAAAAUGGCUGUAAAAAUUGAAAAAAAAGGUGUGAAGAUUUCAAAUUGGCUUAUGAACAUAUAAAACAUAUAUUUUAUUACAAUAUUUUACAAUACAACCGAAGAAAAUUGUUAAAAUGAUAUUGUAGUAGCCAGUAAAGUAAAGAAAAGCCCUUGUUUUGCCACAAUACCAGACUUAAAACAAAAUUUUUUGUUGACAAAAUUAAAGAAAAUACAUUUAAAUCCUUUGAAAACCUUCUUUAACUUCAAAAAAAUUAAAAUUUUUGUUUUGUUAAGCCAAAAAGUCGUCGAAAACAUAAAAAUUAGGCCAAGAAUUCAGUUUUCAAAAGUGUAAUGCGUUUAAAAUUAGCCUUCUGAAGCCGUUCAAGAGUUCCGCAAAUUAGGAUUUGGUAAAAAGAAUACCUAAUCUUCUAGAAUUUGGAAUGUGAAACCAUAUAAAGUUAAUCUUUACAAUACGGAAACAUUCACAUAGCUAUCGACGUGGAAUUAAAAGGCGGAUGAAAAGUCGUUUAGGAUAAUUAAAAUUGGAAAAACUAAAGUAAAAUGCUUUUAAAAUUAAAAAAUAUUAUCGAAAUGAGAAGUUAAAGAUCUUAAUAUGUUUAAAUUCAGCGCAAAUGUUACCUAAAAACCUUUAAAGUUAUAAAUUUUAAUUUUAAAAAUUUUGAAAAUUCAAAUUCUAAAUAUAAUAUUAACAUUUUCAGAUUCGAUACCUCCGCAAGAACUCUCACUGCUUCAACCAGUUGUUCACACAAUCCUCCGACCAGUCGACUGAAGACUCCGGCAAUCAAUUACUUACCCCCUCACCCUCGCCCAACCGCCUCUCCCCCAACCCAAACUCAAGACCGGUCGAUCGACGAGCAAACACCCUGAGGACACAGAACACGUUAGUAACUGGAGAUACCGUGAGGUCGUGA